AUGGCGCCAAUCAAACGCAAAGGAGCUGCAGCUGAUGGCUCGUCUUCGAACCAGCAGAAACGACCUCGGGUCAGCUCAGAGGGAACCAAAAAACUCUCCGGUGCACAGCAGAAGAAACUCAAGCAAGAGAAAGAGAGCAGAGACACAGACGGCAAGUCUAAUGGUCCACAGCAAAACUCUGACUUUUCAAUCCUCCGUGAUGAAGAGCCGUCAUUUCCUCGAGGCGGUGGAAGUGUUCUCACUCCAUUAGAGCGCAAACAAAUCCAGAUCCAAGCGACUCGGGAUGUACUCUUCGAACAGAAAGGCCCGAACAACAGUGCUGCGGCCUUUGCUGAUGACGACUUGGAUGAAGAUGUUGAUAUGGAAGAUGCAGCUCAGGGUACUGUAACGGCUAAAAAGUCGCGCAAGUCGAAAAAUAAAAAGCGGGACGAUCAAGAAAAGCCCACCAAGGAUGGUGUGCGGAUCGAAGGCUUAAGCUUCAAGCGUCUGGCUCCAGGAACAAUGAUCUUAGGUCAAGUUGCGAGCAUCAAUGCCCACGACAUCACUUUGGCUUUACCCAACAACCUGACAGGUUAUGUCCCUUUGACUGCGAUAUCCAAAACCUUAGACGAAAGGAUUGAGAAGCUGCUGAAUGCAGACGAGGAAGAAGACGAGGAAGAGGAGGCGGAUGAAGAAGAUAUACUCAACCUCAGCUCCUAUUUCCGCCUAGGCCAGUAUCUGCGUGCUUACGUUACCUCAACCGGGAAUUCCAACGCUACAGACGCCGGAGCCACCAAAACCAAGAAAAGGAUCGAGCUUUCCCUGGAUCCGAGACAAACAAACAGCGGCUUGACAAAAUCCGAUUUGGUUGAAGAUGUCAUUGUACAGGCUUCUGUGGUGAGCGUUGAAGAUCAUGGUCUGGUUAUGGAUAUCGGCCUUGAGGAUAAAGACGUGAGAGCCUUCAUGUCGGCUAAGGAAAUCGAUCCUGAAGUCGAGUUUUCCAACAUCAAAGAGGGCACUGUGAUCCUUUGCAUCAUCAAGGGAUUCAACACGACCAAGACUGUUGUCCAACUCUCCGCCAACCUCCAAACUGCUGCAUCGAUCAAGAAAUCUCACUAUCUCAGUUCGGCACCGACAAUCAAUUCCUUCUUACCGGGUACCGCAGCGGAGAUACUUCUUACGGAAGUGUCGGAAACUGGCAUGGCUGGCAAGAUCAUGGGCCUUCUGGAUACUACUGUUGAUGUCGUCCAUUCAGGAGCGAAUUCGGGGGCCAUCGAUCUUGCGAAAAAGUUUCAGACCGGUGCGAAAAUCAAGGGUAGAAUUCUUUCUACCUUCCCAAACUCCGAGCCUUACAAAGUCAGCUUCUCGAUUUUGGACCACGUCUUGAAAUUUGCCCCAGCUCAAAAUCAAUCACCUACAAAGACGAGCUCGACCCCUUCUAUCGCCGCCAUUCUGGAUGCCAAGGUUGUUAAAGUAGAGCCUGGUUUGGGUCUCUAUGUGGAUGUCGGCUCCUCAAAGCACCUCGGUUUCGUCCAUAUCUCAAGAGUCACUGAUGGGACCGUUGACAUGAUUUCGGCUGAAGAAGGAAAAUUUAGAGUUGGAACCACGCAUGAGGCUCGAGUUAUUGGUUACAAUGCAGUCGACAAUCUCUUUAUGCUAUCUUUUGAGAAAAAGGUCAUCGAUCAACCCUUCAUCCGACUUGAAGAUGUAACUGUUGGUGCCGUGGUGAAAGGGGCAAUUGAGAAACUACUCAUUGGUCCAACUGGGGUAGACGGUAUUAUUGUGACGCUGGCAGAUGGUAUCACUGGAUUGGUGCCUUCAAUGCACUUUGCAGAUGGUGUGCUUCAACACCCUGAAAAGAAGUUUCGAGAAGGCUCGACGGUCUCUGCCAGAAUUUUGUCUGUCGACUUGGAUAAGCGCCAGGUACGACUUACGCUAAAGAAAAGUCUUCUCAACAAUGAUUCCGCUAUCUGGAAAAACUACAAUGAUAUCUCGCCUGGAAACCAAUCGCCGGGAACAAUCAUCAAUAUCCAUCCCCACGGCGCUGUUGUUCAAUUCUAUGGUCCAGUCCGAGCUUUCUUACCCGUCUCGGAGAUGAGUGAGGCUUAUAUCAAAGACCCUUCGCUGCAUUUCAGAAAAGGUCAAGUCGUCAAUGUUCAUGCUCUUAGCGUGGAUGCAGCCUUGGGUAAAUUAGCAGUCUCUUGCAAAGACCCGUCAGCUUCGACUGAAUCCUACCGGGAAGCUUUUGGUGAGAUCUACCCAGGCAUUACUGUGUCGGGUACUGUAUUUGAGAAGUCCAACGAUGACUUGCUCUUGAAGCUUGAUAAAUUCGGCGUUAUUGCACGGUUGAGUGCUGGCCAUCUUACUGAUGGGGACGCUUCAAAACAGAACACUGCUCUCUCCAAGAUAAGAGUUAGCCAGAAAUUACACGACCUCCUCGUUCUGAACGUUGAGCGAUCUCAUAGGUUGAUCAAAGUGACUGUUAAAUCAAGCUUGAGAAAGUCACUCAAAGAGAAAACCCUUCCCUCCAAGUUCGAGGAUCUUCAAGAGGGUAUGUCUGUCACGGGUUUUGUGAGAGGCGUGACCUCCAUAGGCGUCUUUGUGGAGUUCCUAGGCGGCCUCAAUGGCCUUUUGCCUAAACGUCUUCUCGAUGACGAGCACCUCAAUAAGCCUAAUUUCGGACUGCACCUAUUCCAGCCUUUGUCUGCCACUAUCCAUCAGAUCGACGAAGACUUCCGACGGUUCACUCUGACCAUGCGUGGUGACUCGUCAAACGACGCAAAGACACAACAGGCAAAGGCUAAAUCUUCAUCGACUUUUGAGGAACUUACAAACCCUAUUGAUGAGAGUAUUAAGUCAGUGAGCGAUUUCUCCGUCGGAAAAGUCACCAAGGCUAGAAUUGCUUCCAUCAAAGAUACCCAGAUCAACGUUAUUCUGGCCGAUAAAAUCCAAGGCCGGAUUGACGUGUCAGAGAUAUUUGAUCAAUGGGAAGACAUCAAGGAUCGUAAACACCCUUUGCAAUCAUUCCGCGUCAAAGAAAUUCUUCCUGUAAGAAUUUUGGGUGUACAUGACGCUCGAAACCACAAAUUCCUUCCGAUUAGCCACCGAUCGGGCAAGCAUCCAGUGUUUGAGCUUUCCGCCAAGCCUAGCGUUGUGUCUGCUGAAGAGCCAAAAUCGUUGAGCUUGGAGCAAAUCAAGGUAGACGCGGCAAUGUUUGGAUUUGUCAAUAAUAUCAAUGACGAAUGUCUCUGGAUCAAUCUCUCGCCUAAUGUUCGAGGUCGGCUUGGAGCUCUCGACCUCACUGAUGACCUUUCCUCUCUGGCUGAUCUAGAGGAGAAUUAUCCAGUGGGAUCAGCUUUGAAAGUGCGUGUCACAGGGGUCGACGUAGCCAAGGGACGAUUGGACCUCUCAGGAAAGCAAAAGUCUGCUCGUGAAUUAACACUUGACACGCUCUCAAAAGGCAUGAUCCUACCUGGAAGAGUUACGAAACUCACAGAGAAACAAGUUGUUAUGCAGCUUAGCGAUACACUUGUUGGGGUCGUGCACCUCGCAGAUAUGGCGGAUGAUUACUCUAAAAUCGACACUACUCUGUAUAAGAAGAACGAGGUUCUCCGGGUUUGCGUCGUCAGCAUUGACAAAUCCAAGAAGAAGGUUCAUCUAUCCUUGCGUCCAUCGAAAGUCUUGAGCUCAUCGCUUCCUGUUCGGGAUCCGGAAAUUACCUCGAUAAGCCAACUGAAAGCCAAUGACGUCGUUCGUGGAUUCGUUCGCAGAGUUGCAGACAAUGGCCUCUUUGUUGCGUUAGGCCACGAUGUCACUGCUUACAUCCGUGUCUCGGAUCUGUCUGAUUCGUACCUGAAAGAGUGGAAGGACCAGUUCCAGGUAGAUCAAUUGGUAAAAGGCCGAGUCAUUCUCGCCGAUUCGGAAAACAACAAGUUGCAAUUGAGUCUGAAGGACUCAGUGCUAGACCCUAACUAUAAGGCUCCUCUGAAACUUCGUGAUCUUCGACAAGGCCAAGUAGUGACUGGAAAAGUCCGAAAAGUUGAAGAGUUUGGUGCAUUCAUUGUUGUGGAUGGCUCCGCUAACGUCAGCGGUCUCUGCCAUCGAAGCCAGAUGGCAGACCAAGCUGUUGAUGAUGCGAGGAAGCUUUUUGAAGCUGGUGAUAUCGUCAAAGCGAAGAUCCUCAAGAUUGAUACGAAGCAGGAGAAGAUUUCGUUUGGAUUGAAAGCCUCUUAUUUGAAGGACGAAGCGGAUUCUGACAGUGACGAAGAUUCGGAUGAAGAUCUUUUGUCUGAUGGAGGAGCUCCACUCGAAAGCGGCGAAGACAGCGACGAGGGAAUGUCACUUGGUGGUCUUGAACUAGAAGAUGACAACGAGAGUGAAUCAGACGAAGAAAGCGACGACGAUAUCAAAAUGGGCAACAAUGGGCCAAAGGAUACAUCUGGUGGACUUGACGUAGGCGGCUUUGACUGGAAUGGCAAUGCUGGGCAGCCGGAUCCUUUGACAACCGUGAGCCGUGCCGGCAAUGAUAGCGAUGAGGAUGCCGAUGCCAAGAAAAAGAAGAAACGCACGCGCAAACCUGAGAUUCAGGUUGAUCAAACCGGUGAUUUGGAUGCUCGUGGCCCCCAGUCGGUGGCUGACUAUGAGCGACUUUUGCUGGGAGAGCCAGACUCUUCAAUCUUGUGGUUGCAAUACAUGGCAUUCCAGCUCGAACUUGGUGAGGUAGAAAAGGCAAGAGAAAUUGGAGAGCGCGCUCUUCGAUCCAUCAGUAUUGGACAGGAUACCGAGAAGAUGAACAUCUGGGUAGCGUUGCUCAACUUGGAAAACACCUACGGUACCGAUGACAGCCUCGAGGAUGUUUUCAAGAGGGCUUGUCAAUACAAUGAUACCCAGGAGGCGUAUGAGCGACUGCUCAGCAUUCUCAUCCAGUCUGGAAAGAACGAGAAAGCCGAUGAAUUAUUUCAAACAGCACUCAAGAAGAAAAUUUUCUCGUCGCCCAAAUUUUUCAUCAACUAUGCAACGUUCCUUUUCGACAAUCUAUCCGCCCCUGAUCGCGGUCGUGAGCUGCUUUCUCGCGCUAUGCAGUCUCUGCCCUCUCAUACUCAUGUUGAAGUUACGUCCAAAUUCAUACAACUCGAGUUCCGAUCAGCCAAUGGAGAUGUGGAGAGAGGACGCACCCUGUUCGAGGGCCUUCUGUCAUCGUUCCCCAAGCGAAUCGACCUGUGGAGCGUCUUGCUCGAUUUGGAAAUCAAGCAGGGCGAUGUUGAGCAGGUUCGUCGUGUUUUCCAACGACUCUUGGGUGACAGCGGUGCAGCCGCAUCGGAUGAGUCGCGAAAGAAGCUCAAAGCCAAGCAGGCCCGCUUUUUUUUCAAGAAGUGGCUCGCUUUUGAGGAGAACCUUGCUUCCAGCGGAGGUAGCGAGAAAUGGAUAGAGGAAGUCAAGGCGAGAGCCGCUGCAUACGUGAACUCUCUGCAGGCUAAAUGA
Talaromyces rugulosus is the source of this 5460-nucleotide messenger RNA. RefSeq lists its product as uncharacterized. The record is from RefSeq and is a predicted model, not a curated record. Gene Ontology annotation, cellular component: small-subunit processome; nucleolus. Gene Ontology annotation, molecular function: RNA binding; protein binding. The coding region runs from base 1 to 5460 and encodes 1819 amino acids. Gene Ontology annotation, biological process: rRNA processing. The transcript is spliced from 3 exons. Lineage: Eukaryota; Fungi; Ascomycota; Eurotiomycetes; Eurotiales; Trichocomaceae.